AUUCCUCUUUCGUCUGAUUUUCAUUAUAAUUUUAUACUUAGAAACACUCUGUGUUUUACUAGUUCAAUAAAAAAAAAAAGCUUCCAAUGGCGGAUGCAACAAAUAAAGCACGUUCAUUGGAGGAGACACCAACAUGGGCUGUCGCAGUGGUGUGUUUUGUGUUGCUUGUUAUUUCAAUCUUCAUUGAACAUGCCAUUCACAUUCUUGGCAAGUGGUUCAAGAAAAGACACAAAACAGCUCUUUAUGAAGCACUUGAGAAGGUUAAAGCGGAGCUUAUGCUUAUGGGAUUUAUAUCAUUAAUGCUAACAGUACUUCAAGGUCACAUAUCGGACAUUUGUAUCCCAAAAAACUUGGCGAACACUUGGCAUCCAUGUGAUAAACAAAGUGAAGGUGCAAAAGUUUCCGGUAGAACACUUGUUGAUUUAACAGAUGAUGAUGAUGAUAGCUUUUAUAUUUCAAGACGCAGUCUUGCAACUUCACAAUAUGAUAAAUGUCAAGAACAGGGUAAAGUUGCACUUGUAUCUGCUUAUGGUAUCCAUCAGCUCCAUAUAUUCAUCUUUGUGUUAGCGGUUUCUCAUAUUCUCUACUGCAUCUUAACCUAUGCUUUGGGGAGAACAAAGAUGAGGAAAUGGAAAGUCUGGGAAAAUGAGACCAAGACCAUCGAAUAUCAAUACUACAAUGAUCCAGAGAGGUUCAGAUUCACAAGGGACACGUCAUUUGGAAAAAGACAUUUGAAUUGCUGGAGUCGUUCAACCUUAUCCCUUUGGAUCAUGUGUUUCUUUAGGCAGUUCUUUGGAUCGGUUACAAAAGUUGAUUACAUGACAUUGAGACAUGGAUUUAUUGUGGCACAUUUGGCACAUGGAAAUGAAACCAAAUUUGAUUUUCAAAAGUACAUCAAGAGGUCAUUAGAGGAGGACUUUAAAGUGGUUGUUGGGAUCAGUCCAAUCAUUUGGUUCACUGCUGUCCUCUUCCUUCUCGCCUAUACCAGUGGAUGGUACUCUUAUUUUUGGCUACCCUUUAUCCCCUUAGUUAUAAUUCUAAUGGUAGGGACGAAGCUGCAAGUGAUCAUAACGGAAAUGGGGCUUAGGAUUGAAGAUAGAGGGGGAGUAGUCAAGGGUGCACCAUUGGUUCAACCGGGUGAUGACCUUUUCUGGUUCGGUCGACCCCGGUUUCUUCUUUUUAUCAUUCAUCUUGUUCUCUUCACGAAUGCAUUUCAACUGGCCUUUUUCGCGUGGAGCACGUAUGAAUUUAGCUUAAGAUCUUGCUACCACGAGAAACUUGAAGAUAUAAUCAUUAGAAUCUCAAUGGGGCUCAUUAUACAGUUUCUCUGCAGUUAUGUGACACUUCCUCUGUAUGCUUUGGUCACUCAGAUGGGAACGAACAUGAGAUCGACAAUCUUUAACGAAAGAGUCGCCGCUGCAUUGAAAAACUGGCACCAAACAGCCAAGAAACACACUAAACAAAGCAACAAGCAGUCUCAUUCUCAGAGCAUGACACCGUAUUCAAGCAGGCCUGCUACUCCGACUCACGGGAUGUCUCCGGUUCAUCUUCUUCAUAACUAUCCUCGAAGUGUCGGAAGUUACCCGACAUCUCCGAGGCAUUCAAACAUCGAGAACGAUCAAUGGGAACUGGAUUCCACACAUUCACCGACACACCAUGUUGAUCAUAGAUCAUUACAGUUGGAGAAGAGGGAAGUUGAUAAAACAGUUGAAGAAUGUAGCUCUUCGCAAAUAGUUGCAGAAGCUCAAACGACACGUACACAACAUGAAAUUGGUAUUAAUUUGUCGGAUUUCUCAUUUGCGAAGAAAUGAUCGAAUCUGGUCCAUGGGACAAUGCACAUCCAUUUCUUAUACAAGUUAUUUAGAGCUGUUUGUUUACGUAGGAUGGCAUGCGACACAAUGCCUUAAGAAAAACACAUUAUGAGUAAUAAUAA
This is a messenger RNA of Hibiscus syriacus, 1933 nucleotides long. Its product is annotated as MLO-like protein 12. Gene Ontology annotation, cellular component: membrane. The record is from RefSeq and is a predicted model, not a curated record. Bases 87 to 1811 code for a protein of 574 amino acids. Gene Ontology annotation, biological process: defense response. Lineage: Eukaryota; Viridiplantae; Streptophyta; Magnoliopsida; Malvales; Malvaceae. The transcript is spliced from 15 exons.